CACAUACGGCGCGCCGCAGCGGUGGCCAUGUCCAAAUUUUGAAACGUGCGAUUUGUGUUGUGCCUAUGUGCCGGAUACAUGUCAACCAUUCGUUUGCGUGUACCUUUGUAAAAGUAGGCAUGAUCUGCUGUCUGUGGUGUUUAUGCAAAUGAAACUUAUUGCCCUGGAUCACAUUAUAAAUGGUGUGGUGAUCCUUUUCUGUUUUUGAGCCCAUAUCUGCACUGUGUCUCCCACGUGGCUUCGCUAUCUACGAUGGAUGAUGACCAGAAAGCCAAAUCUCACCGAGCACGCCACAGUGGUCGGAAGGCCGAGAAGAAAGAGAAGAAAAGUGAACAUGUUCAGGAGCUGACUGCAAAACAGCGAAAUCCAAAGGCUUUCUCUGUCCAAUCUGUGCAGAAGGCAGAGAAAAAAUUCCGAAGGGCUAAGGACCUGCAAGAGAAACGGCAUCAUGUACCCCUUGUUGAUCGAACUCCAGUCGAGCCACCGCCUUACAUAGUGGCUGUUGUUGGACCUCCCAAAGUUGGCAAAACGACCCUUGUUCAGUGCCUCAUAAAGAACUUUACGAGGCAGUUUGUGAGCACCAUAACUGGUCCGAUCACGAUUGUGUCUGGAAAGAAACGUAGGCUGACACUUCUGGAGUGCAACAAUGAUAUUAACUGCAUGAUAGAUGUGGCAAAAGUAGCCGAUUUGGUGCUGCUCAUGGUGGAUGCCAGCUAUGGCUUUGAAAUGGAGACCUUCGAGUUUUUGAACAUUUGUCAAGUUCAUGGUUUCCCUAGAAUCAUGGGUGUACUCUCACACUUGGACAUGAUCAAGAAUGCCAAGACACUGCGUCAUACCAAAAAGCAAAUGAAGCAUCGCUUCUGGACUGAAAUAUAUCAGGGCGCCAAACUCUUCUACUUGUCAGGCCUCAUAAGAGGAGAAUACUUGAAGAAUGAGAUUCAUAACCUUGGAAGGUUUAUCUCAGUUAUGAAGUUUAGGCCACUUCAGUGGCGAACAUCCCACCCAUACCUGCUUGUGGACCGAAUGGAAGAUGUCACUGAUCCAGAGUUAAUUCGUGUCACUCCAAAGUGCGAUCGAAAUAUUUGCGUAUACGGAUAUGCAAGAGGAGCAAGCUUAAAGAGCAAGACCAACAUCCACAUCCCAGGUUGUGGUGACUUCGCCAUCCAUGAGGUUAGCCUGCUUCCUGACCCAUGCCCACUGCCUGACAAGGAGAAACGGCGCUCUCUUAAUGAGAAGGAGCGCCUCCUUUAUGCUCCAAUGGCCGGAGUUGGAGGUGUUGUCUUCGACAAGGAUGCUGUCUACAUAGACUUGAGUGGAAGCCACUCCCACAAGGAAGGACGAGGGGAGGAUGGGAACAAAGUGGACCAGAUGUUGCAAUCAAUGAUGAAGACCAAACAGACUAUUGAUGCCAAGAUGCAAACAAGCAAAUUUUCGCUGUUUUCUGAUGGUGGUGUUCUUUCUCCUGCUGAUGUUGAAAGUGCUGUGCAAGAAUCAAAAUCAAGAUCUCGAAGGCCAGCAUUAGCACCCGUAUCGGAAAGUGGAGCCAACAGUGGAUCAGAGGACGAGUCUGAUGAAGAUGUAUUGGGUGAAGAAAGUGAUAUGGAAGAGAGUGACGAGGAGGGCCAAAACGGACACGAAGCGAGGGAUGAGGUUACAUCAGAUGAGGAUGAUGAUGAAUUUGACUUGGGUGAUGAAGGUGACAACCUGAAAGGCUCUGGUGAUGAUGGUAGUGGUGAUGACGAUGAAGAAGACAGGUACAAAUGGAAGAAAACCAUGAAGGAGAAGGCAGCUCAAGCCUUUCAUGCUCGAUCCCAGAAGCAACGGAACCUACAGUUUAUAAUCUAUGGAAAUGAGGUUGAUUACAAGGAGGAAGAGAAAGAGGAAACUGAAGACACGGCAGACUUUCUUGGAGAGCUGUUCCGGAAAGUGAAAAAGCAGGAAAACACACAAGCGGAGAAACGUUCUUGGGAUGGUGUGGAGAGCACCCGGUGUAUGUUCACGGAGACUGAUGCCCUCGUCAAGGAUGAAGAGAUUUUGGACCUGAUCAAGGACUGUUUCGUGACUGGAAAAUGGGGCGACGAAGAGGAUGCCGAGGCAUUGUUGGAAAAGGAUGAGGAACUUUAUGGUGAUUUUGAAGAUCUUGAAACAAAGGGAAAAGAAGGCCAAGAACAAGAUGAUAAGACUGCAGCCGUGGAGCCGAGUGGAGAGGAGUCCAGUGGCAGAAGUAAGAAGCUCAGCCGGGAAGAGCGGGAUGCACAUUUGGAGGCCAAGCGGCAGGAACGCAAGCGAAAACUGAAAGAAGCUUUUGACAGUGAAUAUGACCAUGAAGAUGAAAAGACCCAUUUUGAUGAGCUCAAGAAAGAACUCAGUGAACAGACACAGCUGAACCAGAAAGAAUUUGAGGAUCUUGAAGACGAGCGGCGGGUCCAGUUCGAGGGCUACCGUGCGGGCCUUUACCUCCGUGUGGAGCUGCUGCGGAUGCCAUGUGAGCUGGUGGAGCACUUCAAUGCCUCAUACCCAAUGAUUCUUGGUGGCCUGAGUGUUGGAGAGGGUCGCACAGGCUACUGCCAGGUUCGCAUGAAGAAGCACCGUUGGUACAAGCGAAUCCUCAAGAGCAGUGACCCGCUCAUUCUCUCACUUGGCUGGCGACGCUUUCAGACCAUGCCAGUGUUUUCUACACAGGACCACAAUGGUCGCAACCGUUUUCUCAAGUAUACACCAAAGCAUCUUCACUGCAAUGCCACCUUUUGGGGUCCUAUUACACCACAGGGAACAGGAUUCGUGGCAGUGCAGCAAGUUCAUGAACAGACGGCAAGCUUCAGGAUUGCUGCCACAGGAGUGAUCCUCGACCUAGAUCGCUCGACACAGAUUGUCAAGAAGCUGAAGUUGACUGGAAAUCCUUACAAGAUCUAUAAGAAGACUGCUUUUGUCAAGAACAUGUUCACCUCUGCCCUUGAAGUAACCAAGUUUGAAGGUGCUGCACUACGCACAGUCAGUGGAAUUCGGGGACAAAUCAAGAAAGCACUUGGGACUCCACCUGGUGCUUAUCGGGCAACAUUUGAAGACAAAAUCCUGCUGAGUGACCUAGUGUUUCUGAGGGCAUGGACCGAAGUGCCAGUGCAGCGCUUCUACAUGACAUUGACUACAUUGCUUGCGCCAGAUGAAGAGAAAACUAAGUGGCAAGGCAUGAAAACAGUUGGACAACUGAGAGCUGAGCGGGGUCUGCAUGCACCUGUACUGCAAGACUCUCUCUACAAGCCUCCUGAGCGUAAAACAUUCCACUUCAAACCCUUUGUGAUCCCAAGGGAGCUGCAGAAGAACCUUCCCUAUAAGGACAAGCCAAAGGUGAAGUCAAUGACAGAGGGAGGCAAUGCCCUUGAGCGUGUGGCUGUUGUCCUGGAGGAAGCAGAAAAGGAGAAGCUCAAACUUAUGCAAAUGAUGAAGGUGGUGCACAAGGAGAAGCUGCGGAAUAUGAAAGAUAAGGUAAUCCAGAGGGUUAGGCAGCACCGUGCUGAAUGUCGGAAGAAUGAAAUGAAGCAGCUCAAGCGGCAGAAGGAGCUCAAAAAGAGGAUCUGCAAGGCUCUGACCAGAGGAAAGAAGCCACAAGCUAAGACAUGAAGGGCCACAACACUAGUCCAUAUUUCAUUUGUACAUAAGUGUCAAUAAAGAAAUGUACAUAUAA
Dermacentor albipictus is the source of this 3682-nucleotide messenger RNA. Lineage: Eukaryota; Metazoa; Arthropoda; Arachnida; Ixodida; Ixodidae. The record is from RefSeq and is a predicted model, not a curated record.